UUUCCAGCGGAGUUGCGGCGGCCGCGAGGUUCCCGGCAGUGCGGCCCCGGCGCGGAGCUGGGAGCCUCGGCCAGCGCCCGGCGCCCGCGCCCCCGACACGCAGCUAUGGUGCCCGGGGCGCCCCUGACCCUCUGCCUCUGGCUGGCGGCCUCCGGGGGAUGCCUGGCGGCCGGCUCCGGCGCGACGGCCGCCCGGCGGCUGGACGAGUCGCUGUCGGCCGGGAGCGUCCAGCGCGCCCGCUGCGCCUCCAGGUGCCUCAGCCUGCAGAUCACGCGCAUCUCCGCCUUCUUCCAGCACUUCCAGAACAACGGUUCCCUGGUUUGGUGCCAGAAUCACAAGCAGUGUUCUAAGUGCCUGGAGCCCUGCAAGGUGUCCUGGGACCUGCGGAAGCAGCAGUGCCAGAGCUUCUGUGAGCCUCUGUUCCCCAAGAAGAACUAUGAAUGCCUGACCAGCUGUGAGUUCCUCAAGUACAUCCUGUCGGUAAAGCAGGGGGAUUGCCCAGCUCCCGAGAAGGCCAGUGGCUUUGCCGCCGCCUGUGUCGAAAGCUGUGAAGUGGACAGUGAAUGCUCUGGGGUUAAGAAGUGUUGUUCCAAUGGAUGUGGACACACCUGCCAGGUGCCCAAGACUCUGUACAAAGGUGUCCCCCUGAAGCCCAGGAAGGAGUUACGAUUCACAGAACUGCAGUCCGGGCAGCUGGAGAUUAAGUGGUCCUCAAAAUUCAACAUUUCAAUUGAGCCUGUGAUCUACGUGGUACAGAGAAGAUGGAAUUAUGGAAUCCAUCCUAGUGAAGACGACGCCACGCAUUGGCAGACGGUAGCCCAGACCACGGAUGAGCGGGUCCAACUGACCGACAUACGGCCCAGCAGGUGGUACCAGUUCCGCGUGGCAGCCGUGAACGUGCACGGGACCCGAGGCUUCACCGCCCCCAGCAAACACUUCCGCUCUUCCAAAGAUCCAUCUGCACCACCGGCCCCAGCCAACCUCCGGCUUGCAAACUCCACCAUCAACAGUGACGGAAGCGUGACUGUGACGAUCGUUUGGGAUCUCCCCGAGGAACCAGACAUCCCAGUGCAUCACUACAAAGUCUUCUGGAGCUGGACGGUCAGCGGCAAGUCACUUGUGCCAACGAAGAAGAAGAGGAGAAAGACCACGGGUGGGUCUCAGAAUUCUGUGACCCUGGAGCCACUGCAGCCUGACUGCGACUACACAGUAGAGCUGCAGGCUGUCACCUACUGGGGCCAGACGCGCCUCAAGAGCGCCAAGGUCUCCCUCCAGUUCACGUCCGCACACGCCGUCCACAGCAAAGAACAACUUGGGAAAACUAGGAAAAGUGUGAUGCAAAUACAGCCUCCGUUUCAAAGACGACGGCCCACUCGCCUCCUGGAAAUCGGAGCUCCGUUCUAUCAAGACAGCCAGCUGCAAGUGAAGGUGUACUGGAAGAAGACCGAAGAUCCCGGAGUCACUCGGUAUCAUGUGCAGUGGUUUCCGGAAGUCUGUGCCCACAACGAAUCCGCCGGGGCGGAGGCGUCCUCGGGCGUGACCCAGGAAAAUUACAUGAUUCUUCAAGAUCUGGCAUUUUCCUGCAAAUACAAGGUGACCGUCCAACCCACACGGCCAAAGGGCCGCCUGAAAGCAGAAACCGUUUUCUUUACGACCCCACCGUGCUCCGCUCUGAAGGGCAAAAGCCACAAGCACGUCAGCUGCCCCCGCGACGCAGGUCACGUUCAUUCCAAAGUGCAAGCCAAACCCGAGAACCUGUCGGCCUCCUUUGUGGUCCAGGACACGAACGUCACGGGGCGCUUCUCCUGGCAGCUGAGCAAGGCCACCGUCCAGCGGCCCGUGACUGGCUUCCAUGUGACGUGGGCCGAGGUCACGACCGAGAGCAGGCAGAACGGCCUUCCCAACAGCCUCAUCCUGCAGUCCCAGAUCCUCCCGGCGGAUCGCUCCGUGCUCACGGUGCCAGGUCUGCGGCCGGCCACCCUCUACCGUCUGGAGGUGCAGGUGCUGACCGCGGGCGGGGAGGGACCCGCCACCAUCAGGACCUUCCGGACCCCCGACCUCCCACCCUCGGCUGUGCACAGACCCCACCUGAAACACCGUCACUCACCCCAUUACAGGCCUCCUCCAGAAAGAUACUGACCUGUUCCCGGAGAUGUCUGAACCCCGAGCGAGCGUGUAAGCUCGCAGAGCUUCGAGGACCGGCCGCGCCCGCUUACGGGGGCACCAGGCCUUUCCCAUAGGACCUCCCGCCCCAUCUAACUUUACUGCACUAAACGCUUCUGUCUGUCUCGGACGCGCCUGGACACCAGGGACAAGUGGUGAGACGGUGGACGUGGACACAGUUUCCUGUGAGCAUGGAGAGAACACGAAGGCCAGGCCUGUUUCACUGCAAAAUCUGUUUCCAUACAUGGUUUAGCUAUGAUCUCAAGUGAAUUACUGCAGACCUGAGACUUCCCUGAAUUUAGAGCGGCAAAUUCUCAAGAGACACCGGCGUAACAAAUACACAGUUUAUACACGUAAUAAGCAUGCUAAGCGUACACAUAGUAAGCGUCACGGUACUCAAUAAACAUUUUAAAAUUAAAUUAUUGGUUUGGUUUGCAAAAUCGACUGAAGACUAUACGGUUUUUUGGCCCUAUUUAUUCAAAUACUUCUUAAGACGAUUUUUUAUCACGUGAUUUUUUAGCUGAAAACUUGUGACCUGAAAUAUGCCAAUUAAUUUAGACUUAAAAUGUUCCCACUUCCAGCACCUAAGCUUCAUUUCCUACAAAGGCAAAGAAGAGCGCAGCCUGUCAAUGAGGGUUUAGGGGAGACAUCCACAGCAGAAAGGAGUCAGUGCCUUACGCUGCUAUCCAGAGUCUGCCUUGGAGAAACUAAAAGUCUUUUCUGGGGAUGCUUUUUAACAUUUCAUCCUGUACUGUGAGAGAUUUCCCUGAUACGCUACUUACGCUUUUCCUUAAUGUGGGAAACGGCUGCUGACGUGCUUUGCUUUGCAGCUUUCAUGUACCUAAGACUUUGCAAAACCUCUUGCUUGAAAUGAAGGAAUCCCAACGAUUGAAUAUUUUCAAAUCUUCACUGAGAUUUGCCUUUUCUUAACGAAAGCAAGCUCUUGACGUGGUAGAAUACUGUCCGUAAUGUAGAAAAGGCGGAAGGGCUUUGGUUGGUGGAGAAGGACAGCUACUUGCCUUUGACUAACCUUCCUUUACUCCUACAGAUGUAUUAUUAUACCUUAUUUGAAAAAUUUCCCAGGUUCCACGCUAAGCCCUCAGAGCAUGAACGCAAGUCAAACACGUUGUCAGUAUACAGUAUGCAGGGUAUGUCGCGGCAGCCUUAAACCAGAAAUGUUUAGUUUAAUAUAGUUUUUUCCUCGAGGGAAUACCCAUAUGUACGUUUUGAAACAGGCACGUAUGUAUGUGCGUCUGUGUGCUUCCGUGUGUAUACAUAUACACAUAGGCGCAAGCACACAUACACACACUCAGAGACUCACACGUACACACACAUACACCUUGAGGACGCAUCUCUGAAGAAACUGUUUUUCCAGCUCAGCAAUGGUGGAUAAAGACACAGUUCUCCUACAGAUCAUUAGGGUCAUCUAUUUUCCCCGUCAGUAUUGACACUAUGAGAAAAGAGCAACUUAAAAAACUGAACAUUUUAAAGGCUAGGCCUCCUCGUUUCAUGACCUACACAAGUAAAACAAGGAAAUUUUCAGUACCCUUUCCUUGGGUUUUCACGGUGGGACUUGGAACUGGUCGUUUUGUUACGUUUCCUGAGAGCCUGCGGGCGCCCUGACUGCUCCUGGUGGGGUGAAGAGGAGAGAGAACGUGUUGGCUUUUGUGAGGCUUCCCACUCUAAGAGCGGAAGCCAUGCAGAACGCAGACAGACUCUGUUACCAAAUCGAUGCCUAGCCUUAGGGAACACAGUCUGUAGGCAUGGAUCCCUGAAAGAGGAUACUGAAAACUGCUUCCCGUGCAUUAAAAUUGUUUAAAAGUCGAUAAGGCAGACAGUGUUCUGCAACUUUGGACACGCGGCUCCGUGGGAAAUCUCAGAACGGAAGUUCACGGCGCUUCCGGCUGUUUUUCUGCAGCUCCUAACGUGGCCUGGGAUGGACUUUACCACAGGCUGUCCUGAAGUCACCUGGUUCCAAGAGUUCCAAAUUUUGAAUGGAGAGAACAGGAACGGCCUUCCUUUCAAACGCCCUUGAGCUUGAGCACACACAGAGACCUUCUCCGAAACUAUGAGCUAUUCUAGUGCCAUUCCCAGCCUCUGAAUUUCAAAUUCUUAAAACUUCAAAAAUGAAAACUUCACGUGAUUGGCUACAAGGUUAUCUUUUACCUUAAUUUGUCAUGAAGAAAUCCACCAAGUAUUCGUGCCAGCAAGUUUCUGUACUGUUGUAUAGUUUAAAAUGCAGGCGUAUAUACAUAGAUACACGAUAUUAUUAAAUUAUUAAAUAAGCUUAAUUUUAUAAAAUUUAAUUAUGUUUCUUUUGUCUGGGUAAGAGACAUUGAGCAAAUAUAUUUUCAGUUCAGAUAAAGGUUCUGUAGCUUACACCUCCCUUAAAAUAAUCUGAAGCAGCUCUUACGAGCAUUUCAUUCUGCUAUAAUAUUCAAUAAUUUAAAUUUUAUUAGUGUUAUUGGAAGAAAAUUCUAUUAGGCAAUGAGAGAAACCUGAGUUUCUUUUACGAAUUUCAGUAAUCUUCAAUAAUAGUCAAAUGAACAAAAAUAUAAUUACUACUUUUUGAAUUUUUAACAUUUGAGUGCCCUAAUAAAGGGCUAAAAAGAUCUGUUUCUUAUUUUAAAACACAGUUUUAGUGGCUGACUCUCCGAUACGUUUUAUGGAAAUUAGAUGCAUUUCUCUCACGUGAGAAAAAGUAUAUUAACUGAUAGUAUUUACUCUUUAAAAAAACUGAGCUCGUCAAACAUGAUGUCAUCAAAGACAGGUGGCUAAUUCCAUGUAUAUCGAGGCUACACGCGCUCUUUUUUUUUUUUUUGCGGUACGCGGGUCUCUCACUGUCGUGGCCUCUCCCGUUGCGGAGCACAGGCUCCGGACGCGCAGGCUCAGCGGCCAUGGCUCACGGGCCCAGCCGCUCCGCGGCAUGUGGGAUCUUCCCGGACCGGGGCACGAACCCGCGUCCCCUGCAUCGGCAGGCGGACUCUCAACCACUGCGCCACCAGGGAAGCCCCACGCGCUCUUUUUACUUAGAACAUUCAGUCCUCAGUCAUGGAUUUAUCUGUGCUACCCCUUAUUCUAAGUGGCCUCCAUGGAGCAAUUUUUAUAAACGAAUGUGUGCCCUUCACGUCAUCUAGUGUUUUAAUAUGAUAUAUUUAUGACAGGUAAUUUUCUGAAAUGUUUACUAAACAAAAUUCAAAGUUGAAAAACAGAUCUAUGUCCUAGAAAGCUGAAAGAACCUAUACCCCAUCUAUAGAGCAGGGUUUCUCCACCACAGCGCUGUUGAGAUUUGGGGCUGCACGUUUCCCUGUUCGAGGGGCCCACCCCCUGGGCGCUCAACGCAGGUCUCCACCCAGCAGUUGUCACGAGCACCUCCCCCAGGGGGUGACAGCCACAAGCUCUCUAGUCAUGGCCCGCGCCCUCUGGGGGGUAAGGUCACCCCCAGCUGAGAAUCACUGCUUCGUAAUGUUUACUGAACAGAUGAGAAUUCGCCCUGUAUGAGGAACCCAGUAAUUCGCAGGGGUAGGAACGGCUGGGAAGUGAUUACACUGGACUACAAAGCCCUUGAUUGUAUCUUUUAUCAACACUGAAAAAUCCGAUUAAAAGGCUGAAUUCGGACUUGUGUCUGUAUCACGUGAGUACAAAUAUUCAUUUUGUCCUACGAAUCGGUCAGUGUCAUUUGUGAUAACGGCUUAUCUACUUAAUGCCCUUUCUUACACCGUGUGCUGUGGAGUUCCUCAAGCUUACUCAUUCCUACGAUUGCAAAUAUCUCAAUCUUGUUACGCAAACUUUGACUCGUGACCAGAACACAAAGGCUAAACAUCUGUUGCAUGUACUUUAAGAUUCAUUUAAAAUAUAAAUGCAUAAAGAUGGCGACUCUUAUCUACGGUUUUGCAUGGCCAGACUGAGCUGCUUACCUCUACUGAACAUUUUAGCAAGUUAUACCAUUCACAGGGUGAUCAACAGAGGUCUGUAUGUAAAGCUGUUACGACUUUUUCUCGACUUAAUUAUAGUGUGCAGAUAACACAACGGCUACCUUCUCAUCCAAAUGGCCUGUAGAAAUCAUGUCCCUUAGAGAGGUCAUUUAAAGUCAAUAUUUAUUUAUGUAUGUAAUAAAAAAUGUUUGAUUUCUGUGUGUGUCUAUUAUGUUAUUUAGGGAGAAGUAAUCUUGUAAAAAAAAAACUUGUAAAAAACAAAAAAGCACUGUAAAUAGGCUGAUACCCCGUGACUCAUGAUUUUCAUGUUAGAGUUUGUACAUACUGAUUCCAUAAUAAAGGAUUUUUAAACCCG
Messenger RNA from Globicephala melas (long-finned pilot whale), 6453 nucleotides. It is a transcript of the gene ANOS1, whose product is annotated as anosmin 1. Gene Ontology annotation, molecular function: peptidase inhibitor activity; protein binding. Gene Ontology annotation, biological process: neuron differentiation. The record is from RefSeq and is a predicted model, not a curated record. Gene Ontology annotation, cellular component: cell surface; extracellular region. NCBI's taxonomy places the organism in Eukaryota, Metazoa, Chordata, Mammalia, Artiodactyla, Delphinidae.